Molecule: messenger RNA, 845 nt
Organism: Acanthisitta chloris (rifleman)
Lineage: Eukaryota; Metazoa; Chordata; Aves; Passeriformes; Acanthisittidae
Gene: FAM117B
Product: family with sequence similarity 117, member B
Exons: 6
Source: RefSeq, a predicted model, not a curated record
AAAUCAAGGCCACCUUCGUCAAGCCCUUCCAGUAUUGUUCGCCGGACUUCCUCACUGGAUACACUUGCUGCUCCAUACCUUGCUGGACAGUGGCCUCGUGAUAACCACGGACAAGCUGCUCCAUGUAUGAGAGACAAAGCUACACAGACAGAAAGUGCCUGGGCUGAAGAAUAUUUAGAAAAGAAGAGAAGCUCACACAAACGUUCAUCAUCCUGGGGCAGCAAUGAACAACUCAAGGAGAUUGCAAAAUUACGUCAACAGCUGCAGAGAAGCAAACACAGCAGUAGGCAUCACCGCGAUAAAGAAAGGCAGUCUCCAUUUCAUGGUAACCAUGCUGCCAUUAACCACAGUCAGGCUUCCAUCCCAAAGAGUGCUCUUGUUCCUGUGAUACCUAUUGCCAAAUCAACAGGAUCUCGGUUCCGAAACAGUGUGGAAGGACUCAAUCAGGAGAUCGAGAUAAUAAUUAAGGAGACAGGAGACAAAGAGGAGCAGCUCGUUCCUCAAGAUAUUCCAGAUGGGCACCGAGCGCCACCUCCUUUGGUUCAGCGCAGCAGUAGCACUCGCAGCAUUGAUACCCAAACCCCUGGAGGAGCAGACAAGGGCAGUAACAACAGCAGCCGUUCCCAGUCAGUAUCUCCAACCUCAUUUCUUACCAUCUGUAACGAAGGCAAUGAAGAAAGUCCAUGUUCUACAGAUGAUCUUCUUGGUGAUUCCAGAGAUAAAGAGAAUGGGAAUAAUUCUCCCUUGCCAAAAUAUGCUACCUCACCAAAACCCAACAACAGCUACAUGUUCAAGCGUGAACCUCCUGAGGGCUGCGAGAAAGUGAAAGUCUUUGAGGAAAACUU